AUGAUCAUAUGUCAGCUCUGUGAAGCCAUCGACUACAUCCAUGAGAUGAACAUUCUUCAUUUAGAUAUCAAGCCUGAGAAUAUCAUGUGUGUCUCACAGACGGGAAACCGGAUCAAGUUGAUAGACUUCGGUCUAGCUCGGCACUAUGAUGGAACACAGGAACUUCGCUAUAUGGCGGGUACCCCAGAAUUUGCGGCUCCGGAGGUCAUCAAGUACGAGCAGCUUGACUAUCAUACGGAUAUGUGGAGCGUUGGAGUUAUCACUUAUAUUUUG
Molecule: messenger RNA, 273 nt
Organism: Ostertagia ostertagi
Lineage: Eukaryota; Metazoa; Nematoda; Chromadorea; Rhabditida; Trichostrongylidae
Source: the annotation of a GenBank genome assembly